UCUGGAGGAGUAUCCCACAGGCCUGGUGCAUCUGGGGGGCAGUACCUGGAGCAGGUGGCAUCUAUGCUCGGCCUUUCCCUGUCGUUUCAAGGCAUGGAAACCACCCCACACGACUUCCACACCCGUCGCAAGUGGAGGUGGAUGAAGGGAGAGGUGAUAGUGCUGGCCAAUUGGGGCCUCAUGGUCUUUCCAGACGACACAGUGCUUCGCUCCAAUCCCCGUAACGCAAUUCUCAAGUGGAUUCGCGACCUGCGCCCGCUGCUGCUCCUCCAGGUAGACGCUGAUCUAGAUGCCAACGGGCCCUUCUUCCUCGCGCGCUUCCACGCCGCGUUCGCCAACUUUGCGGCGCUCAUCGAGUCCUUUGAUGCCUCUAUGCCGCACGCCGCCACGCAGCGCUUCGUAGCAGAGUCCAUCCUCGCGCGGGACUUUAUAAACGAGGUGGCAUGCGAGGGCAUGAACAGAUGGCUGCGGGCGGAGCGGCUCGAGAUGUGGCGCCCCUCGCCCUCCCUCGGCCGUGACAUAGGGGUGGGAGGGCUCAGGGGGCCUUCCGCCGAACCUCCCUCCGCUCCGCCCCCGUGCAAGCUGCCUCGGCGCCCACCGGACCUCUCCUCCCGUCUCGCCGCCGUGCUGCAAAACAUCAACCCGCCUCACUCUGCGCCCUCCCCGUGGCAACCCGUUCCCCACUCGACCGAGCCGGGCCUUCCUUCCCCUGCCACGCCCGCAGCUCCCGCUGUCACUGCGUCUACCACUGCAGCUCGGCCGUUCCCCAUGCCAGGAUCAUCCUCAGCAGUAGCUGCACCUGCAACAGCACCAUCAACAACAACAGCAGCAGCAGCAACAGCAGCAGCAGUGGCAGCAGCAGCAGUAGCGGUAGCAGUAGCUUCCGCGGUGUCUUGUAUAAAGGCGCCUGAGAGCAGUCUCGUGGUUGGAGGCAGUCGGGGAGACGCGAGUGGUUUCAUGGGCUCAACACUGCCCUCCUCUGCUGCUCGCACCAGCAACGCUGGUGCUUAUAGAUGUGCCCAGGGAGUGCGGCUAGCAUCCUUUUCGAGCAACAAUGCACUCAGGAGAAUUCGCCUCAGUGAGGCACGCAUUAACCCACGGAGCCUUGCCCCUGGGAGUGCAGCGCAGAGCGUAGCAAGCAGGGCGUCCCUCCCCGUUCCCCACGUUGCUCCAUUCGGCCCCGAGAGGCCCCUGCGAGUGGAUGUGUCAGGCAUGCUGCCACGGCCCAUGUGUGGCGCGAGGGAGGGCAUGCUGAAGCAGCAGCUCAUGGCUCUCGCUGAAGCCAUGGCCGUUGGUGACUCGGUGCGGUGGCGGCAGUUCAUGCGGCAGGUGCGGAGGGAGGCGGCAGCGGGGGGGGAUACAUUGCAGCGCAUCGCCUUCCAUGCCGUGGAGGCGCUGCAGGCGCGCAUGGAUGGCACCGCGCUCACCCGCUGGUGCACCCCCUUGAAUAUCACCCUUCAGCCGGCCUCUUUCCCUGCCUCUGCCUCAGCCUCAACCUUUGCAAGCCAGUCGGUGCGGCGGCGGCGGCUGCACAUCAUAGCCAUUGGACUCUACUGCGGGCCGCACUGGAUCCAAAUUUUCAUGCGCCUUGCUGCCCACUUCUCCUCCCCGCCUCUCCUCCCGGCCGCCGCCACCACAGCCAAUGGGCAUCCACCAAGUGGCAUCCCAGGUGGGGGACCAGGGGCAGUACCGAAUGCAGCUGGUGGGGGCGUGAGCGGUGUUCAGGGCAGAACAGGGGCGUUUGGGGCAGGUAUACCUGGGGGAGGUGCGGCCGCAGAUGCACCUGUGACAGGCAGCAAGAGCUUUACCAGCAGCGGCAGCACAAGCGGCAGCAGUGGGAGCACGCACCCCACCACUCUUCCUACACCUCCCCCGCCCCGCUCCACAGCGCAUGUGAAAAUCACAGCCGUUGAUUUCGGGAUCAUCAAAGUGGAGGAGCAUCCAACGGGCCUGGUGCAUCUGGGGGGGCAGUAUCUGGAGAAAGUGGCAUCUAUGCUCGGCCUCUCCCUGUCGUUCCAUGGCAUAGAAACCAACCCACUUGACUUCCACCCGUCGCAAGUGGAGGUGGAUGAAGGGGAGGAGGUGGUAGUGCUGGCCAAUUGGGGCCUCAUGGUCUUUCCAGACGACUCUGUCCUUCGCUCCAAUCCCCGCAAUGCCAUCCUCAAGUGGAUCCGCGACCUGCGCCCUCUGCUCCUCCUCCAGGUCGACAUUGAUUUGGAUGCCAACGGCCCUUUCUUCCUCUCGCGCUUCCACGCCGCCUUUGCCAACUUUGCCGCGUUCAUCGAGUCCUUUGAUGCUUCCAUGCCGCACUCUGCCUCGUCACGCUUUGCAGCGGAAACCAUUCUGGCGCGGGAUUUGAUGAACGGGGUCGCAUGUGAGGGCAUGAACAGGUGGCUUCGGUCAGAGCGGCUCGAGAAAUGGGUGCAUCGGAUGAGAACAGUGGGGCUGGAACCCGUACCUUUAGGGCCGGACACAGUGGCGGCUGGGAGGGAGAUUACAGAGGGGAGAGACAAGAGGUUCCGGUUAGAAGUGCAUGGUGAGACGGGCGCCCUGCAGCUCAGCUGGCGCGGCGUCCCGAUGAUCUUCGUCGCCGCCUGGAGAUGA
Closterium sp. NIES-65 is the source of this 2604-nucleotide messenger RNA. The record is from the annotation of a GenBank genome assembly. Lineage: Eukaryota; Viridiplantae; Streptophyta; Zygnematophyceae; Desmidiales; Closteriaceae.